AUGCAAUCACUCGUCCUCCCCCCUACAGCCUUCACCAGCACACAGUUUGGACAUCCAAGAUUCAAUUCAGCCUCAGAACGGCUUGCGCUUAAUUACACCAUACCGACAAAUGCUCGUCUGUGCAAUCCCCGGGACCUUCCACCCGUUCACCCUAUGUCCAGCUCGGUCCCGGCAGAAGACCCGCUGGAGACUCCUCGACACGUCAGACCACCCCCUCAUACAACGGGGCUACCAACAGGUACGGCUGUGCCAGUGACUGCGCCCACAGUGACAACCGCGUCCGUGUCAGAGGCGGCUCUAGCUUCGGGAUCUUCCGCCCCCGCGACAGGCCAUCAUUCAGCAUUCCAACAACAUGUGGCCCCUGCCACUGGAGAAGAGAUACGACCACCAUUCGUCUUCAAUGAAACCGUCCCUGCUUCCCAAACACCGCUUGGGACCACCGAACAACGAGCAGUACAAGAGCCCUCGACGACGUUUCCACCCUCAACUUUCGGAACCUCACCGACUGGCACAACCACAAGAGCGCUGCUGCCAAAAGGGACGAGGCGCACUAAAGCUCACGUCGCAUCGGCGUGUGUUAACUGCAAGAAGAAGCAUCUGGGGUGCGAUUCUGCCCGGCCUUGUCGACGGUGCGUCUUGUCGGGAAAGGAGGUAAGUCAUUCUAUUCUAGUCCACAUUAUGCUGGGAGAUAUUGGGUUCGUUGCUAAGAUAUCAAUGCUGUUGAAAAAAAAGGCCACCUGUGUUGAUGUUACGCAUAAGAAAAGAGGAAGGCCACCACUGAAGGCUGAAGAUGCGUCUCUCAGGACGUACGCAUCACAGGCAGAGAAUGCGGCGACAUCUGGAGAGCAGCAGACCCCUCUAUCCAGACGCACUCAUACGCAUAGGUCGACCGGCUCCCGCGAAAUUCGACCUGUGACAGACCUUCAGAUGCCUGGUACACCACGUGGGACAGUUGGGUUUAGGACUCCCCCGGGUCACCCUCACAGGUGGUCGACUUCCGUAUUCCCCCAGGUCGUGGAUCCCUCAUUAUCAAUGCAGGCAAAUCUUGGACAUAGGCGCUUUUCUUCUUCCGGCUCCAUACCGCAGAUGACAGUCGCGUCGCCGCCGAGUUUUGUCCCUCUGACCAGUGGUUUCAGUCCUGCGCUCAAUCUCGGCCGCACGCCGAUGGGUGCAGGAAGGCCUAUUUCUUCAUAUACUAACCAGGCAUUACCUCCCGCCACAUCUCCACCGCAAUAUCAACAACCAUUCGGUGUGCCCAUGCCGGCAUAUACAGGGAGUCCAAGAAUGGUGAGCCGGUUGCCGGCGGGCGACGCUCGCGAAGCAUACCCCGAAUCUCCAGUCCGAUUGCCCCCUAUUUUUCCUCCAGCGAUGACGCACUCCCGUCCCCCGCCGCAGGCACAUCGGUUGAGCGAUCCGUACCCGGCAGCGUGGUCGCCUCGACUUCGUCAGGAGCUGAUGCAGCCACAACCACAGCAGCAGCAGCAGCAGACUGGAGGUUCGUCGCCGCACAGUUUCAUGGAGCCAAUAUCUCCUGCCACGCAAACGCGUCACGCAGCGCUCGAACAAUCAAUUCCAAUUAUACAAGGAGUACAAAGUCUUUCAGCGCAGUCGUCUCCAGCUCGUCCUCGACACGAGCAACCGGCUGCGGGAUCGGAAACAGGCGAAUCCAGGCCCGCCAAGAGGCGAAAGAUGGCCUUGGAUGAUAUGGUUAACGACUGA
This is a messenger RNA of Aspergillus thermomutatus, 1719 nucleotides long. It is a transcript of the gene sclB, whose product is annotated as putative C6 transcription factor. The transcript has a single exon. The coding region runs from base 1 to 1719 and encodes 572 amino acids. Lineage: Eukaryota; Fungi; Ascomycota; Eurotiomycetes; Eurotiales; Aspergillaceae. Gene Ontology annotation, biological process: regulation of DNA-templated transcription. The record is from RefSeq and is a predicted model, not a curated record. Gene Ontology annotation, molecular function: DNA-binding transcription factor activity, RNA polymerase II-specific; zinc ion binding.